CAAAAUUGGAAUUCAGUUUUUCUGAGAUUUUCAAAGCACAUAUAGGUGCAGUCGGUUUGUAAGUUCGAUUUUCCCGUAUAUUCUGACUAGAAUCGCAUUUUCCAAUAUUUCCUAAACAUAAAGUGAAAAUUUACUUAUCAGAAGAAAUCGCAUAUAAAAGAUACUAUCCAUAUGCUAUUGAAAUGAAAACAAGUUUGAUUAAAAAUGAGAAAGACUAGAAAAAACAUGUAUUCAAAGUUAUAAAUGAAACAUAAAAAGAAUUAAAGUGAAAAUGGAAAAAUCUAUAAUACGAAGUGGAAAUAAAGAUGAAGUGUGAAUGAAAAUUGUGCACAAGUGGUGUGGCUAGCGUGGAGGAGCAGAGUAGAACUGAAAAAGGAGAAAUAAGUGGUGCGGUGGAGUGAAACGAAAAGAACCGAGUAGUAAUACUGCCGUGUAAAAGAUAGAUUUAAUUUAAAAAUAGGAUAUAUAUAAAUCCGAUUCGUUAUAGUUUUGCUUCGUUGAUUUCAAUGCCUUUUGUCACUUGAGGAAGUACCUUCCUUAAGAAGAUCUGCUGAAGAAAACAUAUGUACAUAAACAAAGAGCAACAACAAACAAUGGAGUAGUAAUGUAAGCUGCAUUAAAACCUUAUUGUAUGGAAGUGGGGAGCACAGCGCCUACAUUUGCAAUAAUAAAACUGAACUUAAGAAGCAGAACUGCAAGGUAAAAUAGUUGUGAGAACAAUAAGGAGUUAUUGGCAAGAAGGGUCAAUGUGUGGGGUAGAAUAAAGACGAUCAAAGCUAAAACGACGGAGUGCGAAUUAUACGGUUAUCUGUGCGUUGACCGGCUGACAGAGCCAGCAAAUAAUCGAAGACAUACGUUCUAUAACAUAUAUGCGAGGAAUAGAUUACUGGAUUACAAGCUGCGAGAGAGAUUUCAAUUUUGUAAUUGGUAGUCUCACCAUACACGUUCAAAACGAAUCAACGAAUCACAUUUCUAAAUCUAUGCGAAUACUCCAAAGACAAAAUGAAACAUGCAAUAAUUGUCGAUGAUGUAAUGACACGCUGAAACACAAUAGAAAUCUACUAAGUCGACGACCGGCCGACUGUUUGAAAAAAAAAAAAACGUUUAUAUAAAUACUAACAUACAGACGCUUAGAAGUAGAAGCGAAUAAACUCAAAAGAUUAGUGGAUAAAAUGUCAAUGCUGCCAUUAGCGGGCAGUGCCUCCGGUACACAUCUACGUCCACUAUCAUUGACCGGCCCAGAGCGUGAACCUGUGCAAUUUACGGUUAAUUUGGUUGGCGCACCGCCCGAAGUUGAGCAGCUGGUUGAACAAAUCAAAAACGUAGCCGAACAGUUUCUGUAUCAUUGGAAAACCUUCCCAAUCGUACUCCCGCAACCGCUAUCCGCAACAACACUAGUGCUGACCGUCAACAAUGCAACGAACAGCGUUAGUAACCGCAACAAAACGCGACCGAUUAAUUUGCGCGACCUAUUUAUAGCGCCGCCCUUUGAUGAGUUGGAUGCCGUUGCAUCGGAUGGCAGCGGUGAACCGCGACGCCUCACCAAUUCGCAGCUGAAGUCAUUGCGCGAGUCUGGCUUGCAAAAGGAUAAAUACGGCAAACCGAAGAAAUUAACUUUGGAACAAUUGGAAACAAUACGUAAAAAUGGUGAAUUCGAUGUACCCAGCCUGCACUUCCCCGGCCAGGUGCACAAGUGGCGGCUGUCGCAGCUGCUGCAGAAGGGCACAUUGCGCGCGCAUGACUCCUUCCUCAGCGACUUGGCGCUGGUCGCGCGUUUUAUUGUUGUGACUGCGCGUGUGCGCAUUUUCGGACACUUUUUUUCAGUAGUACACGCCGCACAGGCGCUUCUCGAUGGCGUCAUCAAGCUGGUCGAUAUGUUAAUCGGGGUGCCGGCAUUACUUGCCCAUAACUUGGAUUAUAAAAUUAAGGAAGAACGCUGCCGUUUUCUAAUCGCGGAGCUUGUGUGUCGCCCCGAAUUUGAGGACUGUCUGGAUGGGCUGUGUUCGUACGUGCGUAAAAUGCUGCGCCGCGCUACAAUGGAAAAAUUUGAUUUCAAUAGCUGUGAAGUGACGCAACCGGUACCGUAUCUAUUUCUCACACCCAAGGGUCAAGAGAUUGAUUUGCGUCUGUUCUGCCGUGACGUCAUGCGCAAAGCAUUGCCGGUGCUGAUCGGCAUAUUGGAGCGUGAGACACGCGGCUGGUUCCUCCACUUUCGCGAGCGGCUCAUCGCCGAGCUGCGCGCCAAGAAGCUCAGUGACAGGGAAAUCGAGGAGGAAGUAAAUGAGGCCGUUAUGAAGGAAUACUUACAACGUGUCUACUCCUCCAUACUGUCGAACCCCAAACUGGCCGAGCUAGGAGAUGGCAUUCCUGAAUUACUAGUUCAACAGGCACAGUCCGUUGUGUUUAUGUACAAGGCGAUGGAUAAAGUGCAGAAGGACAUUAAGCGCACUCGUGAGGAUCAUCAGAAAUGUCUUGCCAACGAUCAUUCGGUUUUGUCGCGAGUCGCACCUUGGCUGCGUUCGAAAUUGCGCACAGCCGAAGAGAGCAAACUCAGUAAAUCUGCAUGGUCGGCACAUGAGGAGGCGUUGAAAAUGUGCACUAAGCAUAAUUUACACCAAACUGCCUAUUUUCUUAGUCGGGACUUGGCAUUCAUGAAGGAACGCGAACCAGUUUUACUCAAAGAGCUUAAGAAUGCGAAAACUCCGACGCGCAGCUUCCAAUGGGCCUGCCGCAUAUGGUCGCCGAGUGCUUGGAUAAUACGACGCAACUUUCAAGGCCAAUCAGAUGUGAUACCAACAGUGAUCAGUCAGCAGGCAACCUCUAUCGUAACGCCGCGCUCUGAUCCCAGUCAACCAGUGUUCUUGGUGGAGAAGGAGAUCAUACGCACAACCAGCACGCGCUGGCCACUUUGGCGGCUGUUAAAUUUGUUGCAGCGCACAUGGUGUUGGACAUGGAACAUGAUGUUUCUGCUCGGCAUACUGGUGCCCUGGUGUAGCCCCCUGGGGUUGCGUGCGCUCUUCUGUGUAAAGCCGUUCAUGCCGGACCUGGAGCUGUCGCAGAUCAAUGGCACUCUGUUUCCGCGCAAGACCAGCAUUACGCAGACGAUGGCUUCGCGUUUGAUCGAACUUUGGCGACACAUAUCAAAGUCACGGACGCACUUCGAAACGGAACCGGACACUGGGUUUAUUGGAAAAGGAUUGACACGCAACUUAAAUCGGGUUUGGAAUUAUUUCUUUAAGGGUUUUCUCGGCACCCUCAUCAUACUCUUCGCAUUUCCGUUGAUAUGCUUAGCCACCAGUUUUCUCAGUAUUGCAUUGGCGCUGACCGCGCCGCUGUGGAUUCCUAUAUUUACAGUGCUUUUGCAUCUCUAUAUGAUACUCGUAUAUGAUUUAGACUGUCCGGACAACACACGCAAUCGUUACUGUAUACUCUUGGAGGCUGUAAUUUGGAACGUUAUUAUACAAGGCCUUAUACAACCGAUUGCAGCUGUUCUGGUCGCAACGUUUUGCUGUCCGCUGGCAUCGAGCAUAAUUUUAGUCGUUGGAGUGGCCCGCUACUCGCUCCGUCUUCUAUGGGAUUCCGUGAUGUUUCAUUUGUUCAUAAAAAAAUGCGGUCGUGUGCCGGCUUCCGAUAGCCUUGCUGUAAAACGUAUAGCUGGUCCGGGUCUAGCACUCGACUACUAUUUUAUUAUUAAACCCGAACAAGCUUUGGCUGCGUUUGAGGCGAAAAUGGAGUUGGACGAACUUCAGGCAUAUCAGCACGCCAUGGAGCGCAUCAUACUACAGCCGCAAAAGGAUUUCAGCCAAUUCGUAGAAGCCUGCUUUGGUCCAUUCUCAGCACAGCUGGCGAAGACCGGGCCGUAUAUGACACUGGACCGCGAAGCACAUGAUCUGAUGAGCACCCUACACGAGAAGUUGGAAAAGCGGAGACGAGAACUACAAACCUCGCUGAUUACUCAGGUGAAGACCCGCAUAAAAUUAAAUACCAAAGAGUUAAAGAUUGCUAUACAACUGGCCGCCCAUAUAUUAGAGAAAUGCUAUCCGUCACAUGUUAUUGCCAGGCUGUCCAUUAGUGAAGAUGACUUUUGGGAUAAUAAGGGCCUCAGCGUUAACGAUUGGCCCGGUCUGGCCGGACUUAUGUAUACCGAAAUAUUUAGCUUAGAUUUUCUAACGCCAUUGACUGAGAACGAUACACAUUUUAAACUAGAACCGCAUCCCUCGCUUGACUUAACACGUUACACAGAAAUGGUACAAAACGCUACCGAUGUGAUAGGCUCCAAAGGUUUGGAUUUGUUGGGUAACGUGUAUGCGCCGCGCGGUAAUGUGCAAGUGCAUUUGCCAUUCCUCGAAGUGACAGCCUUCAAUCCGCGUUCACGAAUUACGCUCAACUUCAGGAAGCCAGAGAAAAGAGACAUGUCCGUCGGCUUAACGACGCCACGCGUUCGCGCACACCGUUCGCAAAACACGAAAGCGCCAGAGCCACUGAAACCUUGGCGUCCAUGGAAAAAGAAAACGGAUGAGAAGAGCGUCGCGGAGAAGUUGCUUAUACCGUUACCUGUGCCGCAUCCCGUGCACAUUGCUAUCGCCAUACACAAUCGUGACACUGAGAACCCGAUACCGCUCGACUCGGAACUCGUCUGGGAGAUACUCAAGUCAAUCGAGGAUUGUCAAGGCGGUGAUGUGAUGGCUGUGCAAUCAGUUGCGCGCUAUCGCGGCGUUGUAACAGAAUCUAGCAACGACUCGUUAGCCACCAGCAGCAGCAUUGGCAGCACACGCGAUUCCGGUUCCGGCUCAGGCAUCGUAGGCAACGGCACCGAAACAUUGCCCUGUGUUAACCGCGAGGUUUGCACGCAGGUCAAAGUGUCCGAGGAGCCUGUACAAACGUCCGGCUUCCAUUGGACGCUUAGCAACUGGGGUGCCGCGCAAACGGCGCGCCGGCGCACCAAUUCGAAUGUACGCGUCGACUUGGCGAGUCCCGAAGAUAUAUCACUGGACACGGACAGUUCGCGCGCCGUCUUCAACGCAUACGGCACAACGGUUUAAGACAACCGAACAGUGAAUGUGGCUGAAUGCAUGCGUGAAGCAGAUAAUAAAUAAGCAUGGUUUUUAAUUUAAAUAUAAAUGGCAAGUAUUUUAUAUGAAGCAUAUGAAUGCGCGUCAAUGAGUGGAUUUUGUAUGUGAAGUGGCAGCGGCAUGAUGGCGUUCAUACAACGAAUGUUUGUCAGCAAACGAACUGAGGCGUAUACGCGCAAUUCUAAAAGUAUAAACAUACAUACUCACACAUAUACAUUCAUAUGACCAUGAGCAUACUCGUACAUUUCAUAUACUUUCAUUCAUAUAUAGUCUAUAUACUAGCUUACAUACAUAGCAUUGAUAUGAAGAAAGGAUUCAUAGUAGUUAUAUACAUACAUACACAGGCAUAUAUAUUUGUAAAACAUACUACAUACUUAAAUAUAUAUAAAUUUACAAUGUGCAUCUUGCAUCGUGCAUACAAAUCGCUGUACUGUAUGGCUAUUUGAAUAUGCAACCAUAUAAGGCAUCUAGUCGUGCGAACAAAAAGGAAAUAUUCAGUGAGCCACCUAAAAGCAUUCAUUGACACUGGUUAGUGGUGGCAACAAUAUCAUGUUUUUUUUUCUUUUAUUUAAAUAACUUGUUUUCGUUUUGCUUACUUCAUAUACCUUCAUCCAAUUUAGCAAAUUCAGUAUAGAUAUUAUAUAAAACAAGUGCCCCAUAGUUCACGAAAUGUUUUUUUUUUACGUUUUUUCCUUUAUACACCCUAAUGGUAAUGAAAACUCAUUUUCUAUUAUAUAUUGUUACUAUUUAACACACAUAUUUACUCAGAUCGAACUCGAAUAACGCACUUAAGUUACGUAAUUUUCUAACAUAAUUUAUAAUUUUAUUAGAAGUCUCUUCUAUAGUUUUAGAAUAUUUCGAAUAACGUUUCAAAGCCAUGUAAACAAAAUGCCGUUAGAACUCUACCAAUUAUUUACAAAUAUUUUUUUGUAUUUAUUUAUCCACCGCUUUUUGGUUUUAUUUUAGUAUACCGCAAGAGAUUUUUUUGCGAAUAAAUGGUCUCGUUUUAUGAAUUACGCCUUUUGAAGUAAAGAGCAUUCAGUUUUUUACCACAUUUUAGAUUUUUAUCUUGCACUAUCUUUUUUUGUGAGCACAUUCAAUAUUCAUUUACAUAUGUAUAUGUAUUCAUUGGGAAUACUUCGAUGAAACGUCAUCGCAACAAUCAGAAAUACAAAAUAUACAACAUUUUGCUAACUAGUUAUGUGUAUUACAGACGAAAUAUAAGAAAGCUGAGAAAUCUAUUAUCUAGCCGUAGUCAAAACGCCCUUAUAAGAACGCAACCAAAAAUUUAAAUGAGAUUUACAUUUUAAGUAGCAACAAAACUAACAAAAUAAUGUUAAUUCUAUUUUAAAAUGUCAAUACGAAUUCUAUGUACGAAUAUAUUAUAUAUACAUAAAUGCAAUUUGGAAACAAAUGAAAAACAAACCAGAAAUAAUAAUACAUAAUUAUGAAAGUCAAAAGAUGUUGAUCAAUAGAGAAUAAAAUAUAAGUAAUAUUACAUUUACAAUUUAUAUACAAGCGAAGAAUAGUUAUACAAAUAUUAUACAUAAUACAAAUAUGAAUAGGUAUUUACAUAUAACUAUACUACUCCUAUCCUUCCCGGUCUGCGCCUGUCAUCCAGCUUUGCACUCAUUUCAGCGGUCUCCAAGCCACCUGAACCACGCGUUGUGGUAAUAAAAAGAAAUCAACUUAGCUGCGUACAAAACUAAAUAUGCUGGCUACCACGAAACAUUGAAUCAACUGCAGCUGCAUAUUCGUAUGCGAAAUAUAGUUUAAGUGACAUUUUUUGCAAUUGAUAUUUAUGUAUAAUUAACGAAAAUAUGCUAAUUAUAUUUAUAUAUAUAUAUAUGUAUAUGUAUGUCUGUUGUUAGCAGCAAAACCAAAAUGUACGAAAAGAAUAGUUAAUAUGUGUGCAUGCACAUUCGAUCGUUGGCUAAAUAUUAUGCAUAAAUUAUAAUUAUUGGAAAAGAAAGGCACACAAAGCACACCACAUAUUACAACAACACGAACAAACAAAAACACUUGCUUAAAACAUCUUGAUUAACGGGGAACACAAACUUAGUUACAAGAUUAUACAGCUGCCCAUCAGCGCCAUUAUUAUAUAUAUAUUAUUGCCAAUUUGUUAUUAUUAUAUAUGUACAUUAUAGUUCAAAACGCAUUCAAUUGUAUUAUAUCAACAAAUUCCCACGAAAAGAUUCCGUACAGCCUAUUUAAAACAAACCUAUGUAUUAUGUACAAGUAUUUUAUUGAUACAAGCAACUGACCUUGCCAUAUUUGUAUCUUUUUUUAUAAUUUAGCAUAUUUCUUGUUCGCACCAAAUAAGAAAUGCGAAUUUGCAAUUAUUAAUUAAAUGUUCAUAAUUUCACAUUCACUUUUCACAUACCUGAGUACAAUGCAGCCAACACCAACG
Zeugodacus cucurbitae (melon fly) is the source of this 7482-nucleotide messenger RNA. RefSeq lists its product as uncharacterized. NCBI's taxonomy places the organism in Eukaryota, Metazoa, Arthropoda, Insecta, Diptera, Tephritidae. The transcript is spliced from 16 exons. Bases 1173 to 5042 code for a protein of 1289 amino acids. The record is from RefSeq and is a predicted model, not a curated record.